AGCAAUCCAUAGAACAAUUGGACGGGAAAGGUUUGAAGCAAGCCAUAUCCAACAGACCUUGAUCUUGACCUCCUAGUCGUCCUGGACAAGCAGCGGGGCUCUUCCUCCUCUCAUUUCCUUUCUCCCGCAUCUACCACUGCAUUUACCUUCCCCCUCAUCCCAUCGGGCUCUUCCACCUCUUCCAAGGCAGCAGCGACUUCUAGUUAAUCACGCAUCAACAAGUGAGUCGCCGAUCUGCUGGCAGCCUGAUCCGGCGAGGAGCCUCCAUUCGUGACCAGCAUCGACCAUACACGGAGAUGAAAGAGCUUGUUGGAAUUGAAGAGGCAAGGGAUGAGUUCAUCAAUAAAUUUUUGACACAAGGGAAUAACGUUCCCAUGAAGCAAGGAAAGACCGUUUCAAUUUUUGGAUUUGGAGGCCUGGGAAAGACAACUCUUGCUAAUGCAGUUUAUGAAAAGAUUAGAGCACAAUUCGAUUGUUGUGCUUUUGUUUCUGUGUCUCAAACUCCUGACUUGAAGAGAUUAUUCAAGGGCUUACUCAAUGAUUUUGGCGAGAGCAUUAAUGAAGAAAUAUUGGAUGAGAGUCGACUCAUAAAAGUACUCAGAGAAUUCCUUCAGGACAAAAGGUAUAUCGUUGUUGUUGAUGACAUAUGGGAUAUCUCAGUUUGGAAAAGGAUUAGAUGUGCUUUGCCUGAUAAUGAUGUUGGAUACACAAUUAUUACAACUACCCGUAUUGCUGAUGUUGCUGAACAAGCUGGCGGUGCUUACAAGCUGAAACCCCUUUCUUCAAACAACUCUCGGAAGCUAUUUUUUAGAAGAAUAUUUGGUAACAAAAACAAAGACAGCAAUAAAGAAAUAGAAAAAUGUCCUGAUGAUGAACUUGCAGAAGUAUCUGGCAGAAUACUAAAGAAAUGUGCUGGUGUGCCCUUAGCAAUUAUUACAAUGGCUAGCUUGCUAGCUUGCAAAGCAAGAAAUAAACUGGAGUGGUACGAGGUGUACAACUCUGUUGGUACUGGCAUGGAAAACAAUAUGGAUGUGGAGAAUAUGUGAAAGAUAUUGUCUUUCAGCUAUUAUGAGCUGCCAUGCCAUCUAAGGACUUGCUUGUUAUAUUUAAGCAUGUUUCCUGAAGAUUCUGAAAUUGUCAAGGAACGCUUGAUAAGAAUGUGGAUAGCUGAAGGUUUUAUCCAAUGUGAAAAACAGGGGAAGAAUCCAUUUGAAAUAGGAGAGUUUUACUUCAACGAGCUCAUAAACAGAAGUAUGAUCCAAUCGAUAUAUAACUCACUCACUGGCAUGAUAUAUAGUUGUCGCAUUCAUGAUAUGGUGCUCGAUCUUAUCCGUUCCUUUUCAUGUGAAGAAAACUUUGUUACCAUACUAAGUGAUAUGGAUAGCACAUCUCCAUCGAGUACGAUUCGGAGGUUGUCCCUUCAAAAUGGCAAGAAAAGUCACGUGAUGGCUCAGGCUACGAGAAACUUGUCGCAACGUGCAAGGACAGUUGUUAUCUUCCCACCAGCAGUUGCUCAAGUGCCGGCUGCUGGCAGCUGCCGAUUUUUACGUGUACUGGAUUUGGAGCAUUGCAACUUUUCACAUACUGAUAGCCUUAAGUACCUUGGAAAUUUAUACCAGUUGAGGUACUUAAGACUAUAUUCUAUGCAUAUUUCUCAGCUCCCUGAAGAAAUAGGAAACCUGCAGUUUCUACAAACAUUGGAUGUGAGGAGCAAUCCUAUUUCCAUCUUGCCUUCAAGUGUUGUCGAGCUAAGAAAUUUGAUGUGCCUAGACAUUGAUGAGACUACAAGAGUGCCAAAUGGAAUUGGAAACCUAACAUGCCUUGAACAGCUAUCACUGUUACGUAUUGAUGGGUCCACCAUAAACAUUAUAGAGGAGUUGUGCCAGCUAACUGAACUGAGGCGGCUGUGGAUUAAAUUGGACGAGUGGAACGACAAGCUGUUGGGGUGCCUACACAAGUUACAAAAGAUCCAGGAACUACAUAUAAAAGUCCAUCGUUGGCCACGCAACAUCGGUGGAUUGGAUGCCUGGGUCGCUCCUCGACAUCUCCGUUUGUUGAAUACAGAAGACAUCUGUUGGUUUUCUACACUGCCGACUUGGGUGAAUCCAUCGUUUGUUCCGGUUCUCACCUGGCUACAGAUUGCCGUGAGGGAGCUACAUCAGGUGGAUCUCGACAUCCUCGGGAGGUUGCCAGCUCUCCGCUUUCUACGGCUGAUGGUGGACAAUAAGAACCUGGGAAUCCUUCAGGGGUUAAUUGUUAGUCCUGGUUCGUUCCCGUGCCUUGAAUUCUGUUACUUCUUGAAAUUUGUAUGGCCAGUGGUGUUUCAAAAAGGAGCUAUGCCAAGGCUCACAUCGCUUAGCCUCUGGUGGUUGUUUUAUGCGCGGGAGGCAAGAGGAAUUGGCAGCAGCGAUGGUGGUCUCGACUUGGGCCUGGGGAACCUGCCAUCGCUGCAGGACGUCAAGGCUAUGCUCCGAUGUGAAGGCGCUAGCAAGGAGGAGGCGGAGCAAGCCAAGGCUGCGCUGACGCAUGCAGCUAAAAUGCAUCCCAAUCAUCCCAGACAUCAUAUAGAUGUAUAUUGAUUGUGAAGAUUCAGAUGAUGAAUAACGAACCGGAUAAAAGAUUUGAGUUAAUGCAAAUGAUAAGUUGCUGGUGGAGCUUCGUCACAUUUGCAGAGAUUAGAUUGCUCACCCGUGGACAGUACCAAAUAACUCGAACCUGUAUGUAGUGAUGUUAUCUACUCAGUUUCCCAUGGAAAUGCCACGUCUGUGGGUUAGAUUUGGUUAGUUAACAACUAUUACGAUGUCUGGCUUCUGCACACUUGGAACCUGGAGGCCUUCCUAGACGGCUCAAUUUUACUCCCUUUUUUGCAGUACUGAUGUUGCUCUCUGGCAUCAGUAAUGCGGGGCGUGGGGAAGGCAGUGCAAUAUGCCGGCCCAAGGAGCCUGCAAACCAAAAUCUUUUGCUUAUUUUCUGCGUUGUGUUUGUCCUGCCGCUCGUUCCUAUUAUUCUUCACGAGUGUUGCUUAUGUGACGAAAAAGGUCAAGUAGUUAUUUUGCGUGAGACUUCAGAGCAUCGGUGCCGGAAUGCAUGGUUUUUUUGAGGGGUCAGGAAUGCAUGGUCGAUCGCUCUGUUUCUUUCUAAUACAGGGCAACUGAUGUAGCAUUUCAUUGCAACUAAGUGCAACUAAGACGCCUGCUCUGCUC
Messenger RNA from Panicum virgatum (switchgrass), 3203 nucleotides. Its product is annotated as disease resistance protein RGA5-like. NCBI's taxonomy places the organism in Eukaryota, Viridiplantae, Streptophyta, Magnoliopsida, Poales, Poaceae. The coding region runs from base 297 to 1046 and encodes 249 amino acids. The record is from RefSeq and is a predicted model, not a curated record. The transcript has 4 exons. Gene Ontology annotation, molecular function: ADP binding. Gene Ontology annotation, biological process: defense response to other organism.